Molecule: messenger RNA, 1773 nt
Organism: Helobdella robusta
Lineage: Eukaryota; Metazoa; Annelida; Clitellata; Rhynchobdellida; Glossiphoniidae
Exons: 7
Coding region: 104-715 (203 amino acids)
Biological process (GO): mitochondrial electron transport, NADH to ubiquinone; mitochondrial respiratory chain complex I assembly
Cellular component (GO): membrane
Molecular function (GO): 4 iron, 4 sulfur cluster binding; NADH dehydrogenase activity
Source: RefSeq, a predicted model, not a curated record
AUAACGAAUAUGCAACUAAUUUCAAAGUGAAGGUUGUUUCGGUUUCUCUAAUUUUGUGCGUAAAAAAUUAAAACAAAAGACCUGAUCAGUAGUCAAAGGCAAAAUGAUGAUCUGUAGAUCUUUAACUAAUAGAUUACCUCUCAUCAAAAAUCUCUUCCCAGCUGGUUGCGUGGCCACAAGAACUCACUACAAGCAAGUGAGCCCAGAAGAUCCUGUAAUGGAAUGGAAAGAGUUGACUGAUCGUGCUGCAAACAAGGCAUUCUUCAUUGAAUUGAUGAAAGGUAUGAACAUAGUGAUGAGUCAACUGUUCAAAGAGCCAGCAACAAUCAACUACCCAUUCGAAAAGGGACCUCUGAGUCCCCGCUUUAGAGGCGAGCAUGCCCUGAGAAGAUACCCCUCCGGGGAGGAGAGGUGCAUCGCUUGCAAGCUCUGUGAGGCCGUCUGCCCUGCACAAGCAAUCACGAUUGAGGCAGAGACGAGAGCGGAUGGAAGCAGAAGAACAACGAGAUACGACAUCGACAUGAACAAAUGCAUCUUCUGUGGUUUCUGUCAAGAGGCAUGCCCUGUGGAUGCUAUUGUUGAGGGUCCAAACUUUGAAUAUUCAACUGAAAGUCGGGAGGAGCUGAUGUACAACAAGGAAAAAUUAUUGGCCAACGGCGAUAAAUGGGAGGUAGAGAUAGCUGCCAAUCUUCAGGCAGAUCAUUUGUAUAGAUAAAUAGAGUUCACUCACUAUCUAGAGUUCGUUGUAUUGAAAUACAAUACAACGACAAAGGCAUACGGCGAUGUAUAACAAUACAUUUAAAUUAGUUAAUUUAGUUAAUAUUAAAAGAGUAUGGUGUUGGCUUUUAGGAUUUAAAUAAAUUAAGAUGACAAUACAAUGUUCUUGUGCUCUUUACCUUGCUACUUCUUUGCAGCUACCAUCUUUAAUUGAUAUUUUAGUUCGCCGCAAUGAAUUAGACAAACGACAUAGAAGAAAUGACUUUACAAAGGACUUUGUUAAUACUGAUUUUAUUGAAAAAUAUAAAUAAGUAAAUAAAUAAAGAAAAUAAUAUCACAGCGUAUCAUGUGGCCAAAUAUAUUACAUAUUUACACUAUAUAAAUAUAUAUAUAUACACACACAUAUAUAUAUACACACACACACAAUCAUAUAUGUUACAACGGAAUAGAAAUUAAUUAAAUACGCCCAUCUCCUAAACGUCAUCACUAACAUUCAUCAUACAACAUGUUGGAAUACUUCAACAAAUCAGAAAGCGCUAUGUAUCUCCUAAUCUCAUUCACCAUGCAGCAACCACUGACGCUGCUAAAACGCUGCCUACAUGCAUGCACUAUGCAAUGAAACGUCAGUGAUGUACUGUUUAGAAGGGUGUGUGUAUUCAAAAUUUCAUCGAAAUAGUUGUCCAAAUUGUUCUUAAUGAUUUCUAUAGCUCGCUCUUCAAUGGCCGUGACCAUGUAUUUGUGCGCCAGUUUAAAUAUUCCGAUUAUAACGUCUGUUUCGUCGAUGUUUUUCUGGAGGGGUUCAGUCGAUUCUGAUAGGAUGCUAUCGUUAAAUAGGGCGAAGGCCGUUCGAGAAGUGUCUGGAAGUUUUAUAAGUAGCGUGGAUGAUUCAAUGUACGACCCAUGAAACAUCGUUCGAAAAACGUCGGAAUUUCUCGAUAAGAUGUCCUUGUUUGAUUGCACAGUUUGACCAUCGUCGAAAUUAAACGAAACAUCCAUUGUAACGGUACCUGGAGAUGUGGUUGCGGUCGUCUUCCCAGUUUUUGAAACUGUUUUUGA